Aphidius gifuensis is the source of this 4279-nucleotide messenger RNA. Its product is annotated as ATP-binding cassette sub-family C member 4-like. Gene Ontology annotation, molecular function: ATP hydrolysis activity; ATP binding; ABC-type transporter activity. Lineage: Eukaryota; Metazoa; Arthropoda; Insecta; Hymenoptera; Braconidae. The record is from RefSeq and is a predicted model, not a curated record. Bases 92 to 4066 code for a protein of 1324 amino acids. Gene Ontology annotation, cellular component: membrane. The transcript is spliced from 5 exons. Gene Ontology annotation, biological process: transmembrane transport.
GUUCAAAGCAGCUCUGAGUGAACAGCAGUGAACAGUGGUCAACAGACAGCCAACAAGUGUUAAUCAAGUCAUUAUUUUAUAAGAAAAAAAAAUGCAAGCACAUACGGAAAAAAUACGUAAAAAAAAUCCAGAAACGAAAGCAAAUUUUUUAAAUAAAUUAACUUACAUAUGGGUAUUGAGAAUUUUUUGGACUGGUUAUAAAAGAGAUCUGGAAGUUGAUGAUCUUCCAGAAGCCUUGGAAGAUCAUAAAAGUAAUUAUUUAGGUGAAAAAUUAUCAGCAUCAUGGGAAAAACAAUUACGACAAGUUAAAAAUAAUAAAACAAAAUCAAAUUUAUUUAAAGUAUUAUGGAAUGUUUUUGGCUUUGAAUUUGUAUCACGUGGAAUUUUUUUUGCUACUUUACUAAUUAUUAUCAGAACAACACAGCCACUGGCACUUGCUGAAUUCAUCAAGUAUUUUUCAACUAAAGAUGAAGAAAAUUCACGAUUAAAAAAUGAUGCAUAUAUAUAUGCUGGUGCCAUCGUAAUAUUGAUGCUGAUGAAUACAUUUGUGAUUCGAGUAUUUAUGCUGACAAUGAAUCAUUUUGGAAUGAAAAUGAGAAUUGCUUGUUGCUCAUUGAUAUAUAAAAAAAUACUGAGAUUGUCAACAGCAAGUAUUGAUGGAAAAAUAAUUGGACAAGCAGUAAAUCUUAUGUCAAAUGAUGUCAGUAGGUUUGAUAGUUCAAUGAUGUUUAUUCAUUUCAUCUGGAUUGGUCCACUGCAAACAAUAGUUGCCAGUUAUUUUAUAUAUCGUGAAGCUGGAUGGGCUGGUAUUAUUGGUGUUGCUUGCUUUCUCAUGGUGAUUCCAUUUACUGGUUGGAUAGGCAAAAAAUCAACAAGUUAUCGUCGUAAAAGUGCUGAAAAAACUGAUGAACGUGUUAGAUUGACAAAUGCCAUUAUCAAUGGUAUUGAAGCAAUUAAAAUGUACAGUUGGGAAUAUCCAUUUAGUAAUUUAAUUAAAAAUUCACGAGAUAUUGAAAUUAAAACAAUACAAUCAGCACAUAAUUUACGAAUUAUCAUACUGUCUUUUGCUCAAUUUAUGACAAAAAUUAUUUUACUUAUUACAAUACUUUGUAUUUUAUUUUUGAAAAUUGAUGAUUCACCAGACAAAAAUAAAAUAACAGCUGCAAAAAUUUUCAUGUUAAUUGCUUACUUUGAAAUGCUUCGUAUUCAAAUGUUAUUUAGCUUUUCUAGAGCUACUUUACUAUUCGGUGAAACAAUGGCAUCAAUAAAACGUAUUCAUAAUUUUAUGAUGUAUGAAGAGGUUGAUGAGCCAGCUCAACUUGAUACUUAUAAAAGUUUAGCUAAUCAAAAUAUCAAAGAACUAAAUGGAGACAUAAAUAAUUAUUCUUUUCAAGAAGAUAAAGGAUCAAUCGUUAUUAAAGAUGCAUUCACUAGAUGGUUAAGUGAAGAUGCCUUGAAAAAUAUAAACAUGAUUGUAAAACCCGGUCAAUUGGUGGCUAUUGUAGGACCAGUUGGUUCUGGUAAAACAAGUUUAUUAAAUGUUAUAUUAAAAGAGCUGGCUGUCUAUCAGGGAAGUGUUGAUGUCCAGGGUAAUAUUGCGUAUGCAUGUCAAGAGCCAUGGUUGUUUGCUGGUUCAGUGAGAAAUAAUAUUCUCUUUGGUCGAGCACUUGAUCAAAAAAGAUAUGAACGAGUUGUCAAAGUGUGCCAGCUAAAACGAGACUAUCAAUUGUUUCCCUAUGGUGAUAAAACAAUUGUUGGUGAUCGAGGAGUAAGUUUGUCUGGUGGACAACGAGCCAGAAUAAAUCUUGCACGUGCUGUUUAUGCUGAUGCUCCAAUUUAUUUGUUUGAUGAUCCACUGAGUGCUGUUGAUGCUCAUGUUGGCAAACACAUGUUUGAAGAAUGCAUUGAAAAAUAUCUCAAGGGAAAAACGAGGAUACUUGUGACUCAUCAGAUACAAUUCUUACGAAAUGUUGAUAAAAUUAUUGUUAUGGAAGAGGGACAAAUUAAAGCUGAAGGAAGUUAUGCUGAUUUAUUAUCAAGAAACAUUGACAUUGGUAAAUUAUCAGUUGCUCCUUCGUCUGAAGAUGACACAAAAUCUUUAGCACCAAGUCAAACCAGUUCUCGACACACAAGUUUCAGCUCAGUCAAUUUGGAAACAACAAUAAAAGAUGUAAAAGAUACAACACUUGUCAUCCAACAAGAGCCAGUUGAAGUUAAAGAAAGCCAAAGUAAAGGUAGCAUGGGAGCUAAAAUAUAUUCAACAUAUUUUGGUGCUGCUGGUAGUUGGUGUUUAGUAUCAUUUACAUCUUUGUUAAUUAUGAUUGUACAAAUACUUUGUUCGGGUAAUGACUGGUUUAUUGCAUAUUGGGUUAAACUUGAAGAAAAAUAUCCAAAUUCAACAUUAACAGAGUCUCCAUAUUCAGAACGAAGCUUAUCUAUGUUAAAUUGCAUUUUAAUUCUGACAAUUAUUAUUGUGCUAAUAAUAUUUAUUACAAAUAUACAAAUAUUUACAUUUAUUUCAGUUUGUAUGAGAUCUUCGAGAAAUCUGCAUGAUAAAAUAUUCAAUAGUAUAACACAUGCAACAAUGAGAUUUUUCAAUACAAAUCCAUCGGGUAGAAUUUUAAAUCGUUUUUCAAAAGAUUUAGGCACUAUCGAUGAUUUGUUGCCUCUCACAAUGCUUGAUUGCAUUCGAAAUAUUGUCAAGGUCAUUGGUAUUUUUGUUCUGGUAGGAAUAACAAAUAUUUGGCUUCUUAUUCCUGCAAUAAUUAUUGGAAUAAUUAUGUAUUUUAUUAGAACUUUUUACUUUACCACUUCAAGAAGUAUAAAAAGACUUGAAGGAAUAACAAAAUCACCAAUGUUUAAUCAUUUGAGUGCAACUUAUCAAGGUCUUGCAACAAUAAGAUCAUCAAAUAGUCAAAAAAUAUUAAUUAAAGAGUUUAAUAAUCAUCAAGAUCUUCAUUCUUCAGCAUGGUACAUGUACAUUGUAACUUCAGCAGCAUUUGGUUUUUGGCUAGACAUUUUCUGUUCAAUUUACGUUUGCAUUGUCAUCAUGAGUAUACUGACAUACGUAGAAAGAGAUGGAGUUUCUGGAAGCAGUGUUGGUCUUGUUAUCACACAAAUUAUUGGACUCACUGGAAUGUUACAAUUUACAAUGAAACAACUUGCUGAGCUUGAAAAUCAAAUGACCUCAGUAGAGAGAGUAUGGGAAUAUACUAAACUUGAAAAUGAACCACCACUUGAAAGUUUACCUGAUAAAAAACCAAAAGAAAAAUGGCCAGAGAGUGGUUAUAUUAAAUUUAGAAAUGUCAACAUGUCGUAUGAUCCCGAGGAAGCACCAGUAUUAAAAAAUCUCAAUUUUACAAUUGGUGCAAAAGAAAAAGUUGGAAUUGUUGGAAGAACUGGUGCUGGUAAAUCAUCAUUAAUAUCAGCAUUAUUUAGACUGGCAUAUAUUGAUGGUAAAAUUGAAAUUGAUGGAAUUGAAACUGGUGAAAUUGGUCUACAUGAUUUACGAUCGAAAAUAUCAAUUAUUCCUCAAGAACCAUUUUUAUUUGCUGGUCGUUUAAGAAAAAAUUUAGAUCCAUUUGAUUUGUACGAUGAUUACAUACUCUUGUCAGCUCUGGAAGAUGUUGAGCUUAAAGAAAUGGAACUCUACGAACACGUCAGUGAGGGAGGCAGUAACUUGAGUGUUGGACAACGACAACUUGUCUGUCUUGCCCGUGCAAUCAUCAGGAAUAAUAGAGUAUUAAUAUUGGAUGAGGCAACUGCCAAUGUUGAUCCAAGAACAGAUGAACUUAUACAAAAAACAAUUCGUAGAAAAUUUGCAGAUUGCACUGUACUUACGAUUGCUCAUCGACUCAAUACUGUCAUGGAUAGUGAUAAAAUACUCGUGAUGGAUGCUGGAACAGUUGUUGAGUUUGAUCAUCCACAUGUGCUUCUUCAAAACCCUGAAGGUGCAUUCACCAGUAUGAUCAAUGAAACUGGUAAAUCUGAUGCUCAUGCUUUAUCAAUUAUUGCCGAAAAAAAUUAUCAUUUACAUUCAUCAACAACAUCUUCAUGCAAUAAAUAAACCGGUAUUAUUUUUUAUCCUAUUUAAACAGUAAAUUUUGUUGUUUAUUGACAAUAAAUAUUUGCAUGUUUUUUUUACCUCUAUGCAAUAUUAAUAUAACAUCAUUUGAUUUCUGUACUUAUGAGAGAAAUAUUUUACUUAAUUUUUUAUAUCAUUGUAGCAUCACAUUUUAUGAGUAAGUUGACAAAAUGUAUUUUUUUCUUUUUUAUCUUU